AUUAUUGUGAUAUUUAUUAUUUAUAUUCAUCUAAUUUUUUUUUUUAUCUUAUUAUUAGUUAAUCAUUCAUUCCUAAUUCGAAAUCAUAAAUCACUCUAACAAAAUCUAUCUCAACUCUUGGUUCUAAAAUAUUGCAAUAUUUUUAUUUGCGUUUAUAAUAAUAAUAUUGCAUCUAUCACUAAACAUUUUAUAUUAUAAUUGAAAUCAUAAAUAUGGCUGUAGAUAUGGACUUAAAAAAUGCAUUCAAAGAACUUCAUGAAAAACUAUUAUAUGCAUCUCAAAAAAUAAAAUUGGCUGAUUUACAAAUUGAUACUCUUCGCCGUACAAAGCAACAUAAUAUUCUUACUAAGCAAGAACUAGAGAAAAUACCAAAAGAUGUAAAUACAUAUGAAGCUUUAGGCCGUGCAUUUGUAUUAACACCAAGAGAUGAAGUAUUUAAAAACUUAGAUAAAGUUAACAGUGAUACCGAACAAAAAAUUACUGUCUUAGAAAACACUAAACAAUAUUUGGAAGGUAAUUUAAAAGAAAGUGAGAAUAAUUUGCGUGAAAUGGUACAACGCAAAAGAGAUGUUGGUGGUGACAAAGAAAAUCAACCAGGCAGUUCUAAAGACUAAAAUAAUUUAAAUUUGGCUUUUCUUUAAAUUCUAAUGUAUUAAAUUAACAUCAAUUUGGUAUUUUUUUGUUUUCUAACACCGUUCCUUUUAACAAUGCGUUUGCUUACUUACCUACUAGAAAAAACCAAUUUAUGAAAUUACUUAUAUAUUAUAAUAAAAUCAUUAUAACAUUAUUAUUUUUUUUUAUUUUAAAAACAGGGAAGUUGUUCUGAAAACUUGCUGUAUUGUAGGCGUUUGCUCAUCAUUGAGUAAGUCUUUGUAAUGGAUUUAUUAAAUAAUUUAAUUUGAAUUCAAUGAUGAGAAUAUAUCGCCAUCUUUAAUUUCUAUUGAUAUUUUGUACCAAUUUAUACUGCUAUUUGUAAUUUAUUUUGCUAUUAGCAAUACAGUAUGUUGAACUUUAUUUUUGCUUAAAAUAUGACAAUAUAUAAUAAUUAUAAUAAUA
Messenger RNA from Myzus persicae (green peach aphid), 1056 nucleotides. Its product is annotated as prefoldin subunit 1-like. Bases 213 to 614 code for a protein of 133 amino acids. Gene Ontology annotation, molecular function: protein folding chaperone. The transcript is spliced from 4 exons. Gene Ontology annotation, cellular component: cytoplasm; prefoldin complex. The record is from RefSeq and is a predicted model, not a curated record. Gene Ontology annotation, biological process: protein folding. Lineage: Eukaryota; Metazoa; Arthropoda; Insecta; Hemiptera; Aphididae.